This is a messenger RNA of Quercus lobata, 3125 nucleotides long. Its product is annotated as FT-interacting protein 1-like. The transcript has 2 exons. Lineage: Eukaryota; Viridiplantae; Streptophyta; Magnoliopsida; Fagales; Fagaceae. The record is from RefSeq and is a predicted model, not a curated record. The coding region runs from base 606 to 2996 and encodes 796 amino acids.
AUUAAUUCAUUAUGUUCUGUUGUCCUUUAUAAAAAUUAGGAUUCCUUUUAGUUUAUUAAAUCCACAUAUAAAGGGUUUGACAAAAAUUGCUCAUAAAAGGUAUUAUGGAGAUGGUAGUGAAGUUGCAGAAGCCACAUUCUUAAAGUUAAAGCCAAGAAAUGGAAAGAACCAUCUAGCCCGGUUGUAAUAGUUUACUCUGAAAACUACAGAACCAAAACUCAAUCUGUACCUGCUUCCCUUUGGGUAGCUUCUUAUUUAUCUUCCAGGAUUUGAAGUGUCUUGAUAUCACUAUUGAUCAUAACUAUGGUGAGGAAAGAUAUUUCACUAUCUUUCCCAUAAGAUAUGAAGAACUCAUGGCAACAGAGGCGAUGAAGACGGUUCCAGCUAGUAACAAACUUUUUUAUAGUAUGUUAAAGGCAUCAAAGCUACAAGAGCAGUGACUGAUACCUCAACUACCACAAUUUUUCUUGCUGGAAUUUUUAAUGCUCUUGCAGUAGCUAAUCAGCUGGUGCUACAACCAAUUAUAUCUACAAAGAGUAGAUUUUGCAGCAAAAAGGAAAUUUUAGCACAAAUAUUGCCAGAAGAAAGGAUCUCAACCUUCAACAAUGAGUACACCAGCUGCUCCUAAGCAGCAAGAGGACUACAAACUGAAGGACAUGAAACCCCAGCUGGGGGAACGAUGGCCACAUGGAGGACUACGUGGUGGGGGUGGGUGGAUUAGCAGUGAAAGAGCUACGAGCACUUAUGAUCUAGUCGAACAGAUGUUUUAUCUAUAUGUUCGAGUUGAGAAAGCCAAAGAUCUUCCCACCAAUUCUGUAACCGGAAGCUGUGACCCAUAUGUAGAAGUGAAGCUCGGCAAUUAUAAGGGAAAAACUAAGCACUUCGAGAAGAGAACAAACCCUGAAUGGAAGCAGGUCUUUGCCUUCUCAAAAGAGAGGAUUCAAUCUUCACUUCUUGAAGUUUAUGUCAGAGACAAAGAGGUGGUGACAAGAGAUGACUAUGUAGGGAAGGUGGUCUUCGACAUGCAUGAAGUGCCAACAAGGGUUCCACCAGACAGUCCUUUAGCACCUCAGUGGUAUAGAUUAGAGGACCGGCAUGGGAAUAGCAAGGUGAGAGGAGAGAUUAUGCUUGCUGUUUGGAUGGGAACACAAGCCGAUGAAGCUUUCCCGGAGUCCUGGCACUCAGAUGCUGCUUCAGUUCAGGGAGAAGGCGUUUACAACAUCCGUUCCAAGGUUUAUGUUUCACCAAAACUGUGGUAUCUCAGGGUUAAUGUGAUUGAAGCUCAGGAUGUAGAGCCACUUGACAGAGGCCAACCACCACAAGCUUUUGUGAAGGCUCACGUUGGAAAGCAGGUACUGAAGACAAAGAUAUGCCCAACUCGGACCACUAAUCCACUCUGGAAUGAAGAUCUAAUCUUUGUAACAGCUGAACCUUUUGAAGAGCACCUGACUCUUACAGUUGAGAAUAAAGUAACAUCUGCAAAAGAUGAAGUUAUGGGAAGGAUAGCCUUGCCACUUACCAUUUUUGAGAGGCGCUUGGAUCACAGGCCAGUCCACUCUCGCUGGUUCAACCUUGAAAAAUUUGGGUUUGGUGUCUUGGAGGGAGACAAAAGGCAUGAGCAGAAGUUCUCAAGCAGGGUUCAUCUCCGAGUCUGUCUUGAGGGUGCUUACCAUGUACUAGAUGAAUCAACAAUGUACAUAAGUGAUGUACGGCCAACUGUUAGGCAGCUAUGGAAGAAUCCAGUUGGCAUCCUUGAAGUGGGUAUUUUGAGUGCUCAAGGGAUUCUUCAAAUGAAGACCAAGGACGGUAGGGGAACCACAGAUGCUUAUUGUGUGGCCAAAUAUGGGCAGAAGUGGGUGAGAACCAGAACAAUAAUGGAAAGCUUCAAUCCGAAAUGGAAUGAGCAAUAUACUUGGGAGGUCUAUGAUCCUUGCACUGUGAUCACCUUGGGAGUUUUUGACAACUGCCAUCUGGGUGGAAAUGAGAAACCAGCUGCUGGUGGUGGAUCUCAAAAAGACUCUAGAAUUGGGAAGGUAAGAAUCCGGCUAUCUACACUGGAAAUGGAUCGAAUUUAUACAAAUUCUUACCCUCUUCUAGUUCUACACCCAUCUGGAUUGAAAAAGAUGGGUGAACUCCAAUUAGCAGUUCGAUUCACCUGUCUCUCUUUGGCAAACAUAAUUUAUCUUUACGGACACCCAUUACUGCCAAAAAUGCAUUAUCUACAACCCUUCACUGUAAACCAAUUAGAAAGCUUGAGAUUUGAAGCAAUGAAUAUUGUAGCAUCAAGGCUAGGCCGAGCUGAGCCACCACUAAGGAAGGAGGUUGUUGAGUAUAUGCUGGAUGUGGAUUCCCACAUGUGGAGCAUGAGAAGAAGCAAAGCUAACUUCUAUAGAAUUGUAUCAUUGUUUGCGGGAGCAAUCUCUAUGAGCAGGUGGCUCCGUGAGGUGUGUCAUUGGAAGAACCCAGUUACUUCAGUCCUAGUUCAUGUCCUGUUCUUUAUAUUGAUCUGCUACCCGGAAUUGAUCCUUCCAACUAUAUUCCUAUACAUGUUUCUUAUUGGGAUAUGGAAUUACCGGUUCCGGCCAAGGCAUCCUCCUCACAUGGAUACUAAACUUUCAUGGGCAGAAGCAGUUCAUGCAGAUGAACUAGAUGAAGAGUUCGAUACAUUUCCUACCAGUAAACUACAAGAUGUAGUGCGUAUGAGGUAUGAUAAGCUUAGAAGUGUAGCUGGAAGAAUUCAGACAGUGGUGGGAGACAUUGCAACACAGGGAGAGAGAUUCCAGGCUCUGCUUAGCUGGAGAGACACAAGAGCAACCAGCCUCUUCAUCAUCUUCUGCCUUAUGGCAGCUGUGAUUCUCUAUGUGACACCCUUUAGGAUAAUUGCUUUGCUUGCAGGACUAAUUUGGUUACGACACCCCAGAUUCCGAAGCAAGCUACCCACAGUACCAAGCAAUUUCUUCAGAAGACUCCCAUCUCGCGCUGAUAGCAUGCUCUGAGCUAGAAGCAGAUAACACCAGCAACUUGCCAUUCUAAUCAGAAGUGUUGUUCUAAUGCAAAGCAAAUUUCCAUUUCUUUUCAAUUCUUUUGUUCCAUUGAAUGGACAUUGCUAGUAUUUUCCUUUUGAA